AUGACUGAUGUUCCAUCGUCAGCAGAAAGACUGUUGGGAGACUACGGAGGUGCAAAUGCACAAACCGACAGAUUAACUAUUGUCAACCAACUAGUGAACGUGGCUAAUUUCCAGCUACACCCGAGCACCAUUAAUCAACUUGAAAGAAAGUAUUUUAUGGGAAAAGUGAAUGAAGAUGCAAACAAGCAUUUGCAGAGGUUUUUGGCCAUGAGCAACACUCUAAAAAUUGAUGGUCACACUGAAGAAGCCAAGAAGUUUAGAAUGUUCCCCAUCGGUGUUUCUGUGGAAGAGACCAAACAGUUGAUUGAUACUGCAGCCGGUGGUUCCAUAAAUUUUUCAACAGCCACUGGUUUUAAGAAGAUCAUUGAAGCUAUUGCUUCAAAUGAGCACAUAGAGUUGUACGAUAGGUGUCAAAGCAAACCAGAAGGGGUGAUAGAUUUAAAGCUGGAAACUAUGAAAAGUCGUAUUGAAGAUAUUAUAGCUACUGAAGUUGAGAAAAAGCUGAAGGCGAUGAAUAUAGGUACCCGACAGGUGGCACAGAAGAAUCAUCCCAACUUCUCCUGGAAAGACCAAAAAGCGACCACCCCUCAACAUGGUCAGUACCAAACUCAAUAUCAACAACAUCAGCAACAACAGAUACCUAAGAAAGCUGAGUGGGAGAUUACCAUUGAAUUCCAGAUGGGUCAAAUCGCUCAACAAAUAGCAUCAAGUUCUCAAGCACAAGGUGUUCUACCUAGUGCAACUGUGCCCAAUCCUAGAGAGCAUCAUAAUGUGAACGCUGUGACAACACGAAGUGGUAAAUCUGAGGAAGUUGUUGAGGAAGUAGAUGAAGAGGAAGACCAAUUGAUCGAAGUGGGCCUUGAGAUCAAAGAAAAUGAAGUUGUUAGAGAAGAAGUGGUAGCAACGAAACUGGUUGUGAAAGAAACAGUCAUUGAGCUCAAGCCGGUUGUUAAGCUCCCACUCCCCACGAGAAACAAGAAAAAAGGACAACAUGAGAAAAAUUUCGAAAAAUUAUUAGAGUUGUUCAAGAAGCUAGAGAUUAACAUUCCUUUGUUGAAGGCACUUGAAGAAAUGCCUACUUAUGCCAAGUUCAUCAUUUCGAAGAAGCGUACCACCAACACUAACCCGAUUAUUCUAACCGAAACUUGUAGUGCUAUUUUGCAGGGUAUAAAGAUUCGGAUAAAGAAGGAAGAUCGAGGAGUUGUCACCAUCCCAUGUACUAUUGGAGAUAGGUCGUUCAACAAAGCUCUUAUUGAUAUGGGAGCUAGUGUGAGUCUCAUGCCAUUAUCCAUUUACAAGAAGCUUGGUAUAGGGGUGGUGCAAGAUACCAGGAUGACGCUCCAAUUUGCGGAUCAUUCGGUCAAGAAACCGUAUGAGAUGCCGGAAGAUGAAGAGAUCCCUCUCAUUCUUGGUAGACCCUUUUUGGAGACGGGAAGAUGUGUAAUCAACAUAGAAGAAGGAACCAUGACGUUGAAGGUUUAUGAUGAGGAAGUGAAAAUCAAUGUUCGAAACACCAUGAAAGACAAAGACGAUAUUUGCACCAGUCACACUGUAGAGGUUUUGAAUCAGGCAAUGAUAUAUGAUGGCCCUUUGAAUACACCACCAUCACCUUUGAAAAGAGUGUUGAGCUUGUCCAAGUCCGACAGUGAUAAAGAACAGGACAACGGGGACCCCUAA
Messenger RNA from Lathyrus oleraceus (garden pea), 1677 nucleotides. RefSeq lists its product as uncharacterized. NCBI's taxonomy places the organism in Eukaryota, Viridiplantae, Streptophyta, Magnoliopsida, Fabales, Fabaceae. The coding region runs from base 1 to 1677 and encodes 558 amino acids. The transcript is spliced from 5 exons. The record is from RefSeq and is a predicted model, not a curated record.